GACUAUAGAACCAGGCAGGGAAUUUUAGUUUGCACCUCAUAGACUGAAUUUCAGCGCCAUAUGCUAAUGUAAAACUCUUUGUAGCACAGGAUCAGAAGCACACAGUCCUGCCUGUGCACAUUUGAGAGGAAAUGUUCUGUGUUUCUGCUCAGAUAUGCUGUCGUAAUUGGAAAUAAAUAUGUGUUCUUUGACAAGUCAUGAAUCAAAAGCAUUUUACGUAUGGAUGGCUUUUUCCUCUUGAUAAUUUUGAAUGCAUUUAUGUUGCAGUGCUUUUCCUUUGCUGUUUUCUCUGGACCAGUUCAUUGCAUAUAAACAUGAGAAAGAUCCUAUGGGCUUAGACCAGCCGUCCUUCUGUCUGCCUGUGACAAGCUGUGGGACGAGGCUGGUAGUGAGGGCCUUCAACUGGUUGCUCUGAGACAUACUGGUUACACUGCAGCACACCUGAAUUCUUACGGAGAAGAGUGGGGGUUCCAGAGGUAAUAGGAGCUAACAAGGAAACACCAGUGAAAUACCUCAAAAGAAUUAAGGAGUGGUCUUCUAAGAGGAUGAUACAGCUGACAGCCCAGCUGAAGUGCCUGUACACCAGUGCACGCAGUAUGGGCAACAAACAGGAGGAGUCAUCAUGCUGCUAGAAAACUAUGACCUAAUUGCCAUUACUGAAACUUGGUGGGAUGAAUCUCAUGACUGAGGUGCAUCUAUUGAUGGCUACAGGCUGUGCAGAAGGGACAGGCAAGGGUGGAGGCAUUGACCUCUACAUCAAGAAAUGGAUAGACUGUGAAAGGCUGUCUCUGCAGAAUAGCUAUGAGCAGGUCGAAAGCUUAUGGGUAAGAGUCAGAGACCAAAGCAGAAAAGGAAUCUUGCGGUUGUCUACUACAGGCUACCUGAUGAGAGGGUGACUAUUGAUGAAGCUUUUUUCGCUGGUUACAGGAGGCAUUGGGCUUGCAGGUUUUCAUCUUUAUGGGGAACUUCAACCACCCCAACAUGGAAAAUUAGCAUGGACAGUUGCAGGCAAUGCAGGAGACUCUUGGAAUGCAUUGAGGAUAACUUCUUAAGCUAGAUAAUAGACAGUCCUACCAAAGAGGAUAUAAUACUGCACCUUUUGGUCACCAACACAAGUGAGCAAAAUGGUGACAUCAAGACUGGAGACAGCCUGGGCUGCAUUGACCAUGCCCUGGUGGAGUUUGCAGUCCUGAGGGAUAUGGGGUAGGCAAAAAGUAAAGUCAGGACCCUGAAUUUUAGGAAUGCAAAAUUCCAGGUCUUCAAUAAGUUAGUCAAUACGAUGCCCUGAGAAGCUGCCUUCAGGGCAGCAGCACAGAGCUGGAAGACCUUUAAGGAUGUUUACCAUAGAGUGCAAGACCUAUUAAUCACCACAUGUAAGAAAAUGGGAAAAGGAGGUAGGAGACAGGCAUGGCUAAGUGGAUACUUGCUACUCAAUAUAAAAGGCAGAAAUAAAUGCACAGGCAGUAGAAGCACAGAUGAGUAUCCUGGGAACAGUAUAGGGACUCUGCCUGGUUGUGAAGGGAUGGUGUUAAGAAGGCCAUGGAACAACUGGAGCUGGACUUGGCAAGGGAUUAAAAGAAUAACAAGAGGGGCUGCUACAGGUAUGUCAGCCAGAAAUGGAAGAUCAAAGAGAGCAUACUCCCCCCGAUUAAUAGGACUGGCAAACUGGCAAAAGCAGAUGAGGAGAAGGCUGAGAUACUUAACUUUUUUACCUCAGUCUUCUCUGGCAACCUCUCUUCCCACAGCUCUUGUAUGGAGGGACCUCAAGAAAGGGACUGUGGAAGCAAAAUCCCUCCCACUGUGCCUGGGAAUAUCAUGAAAUAGAUCCUCCUAGGAGUCAUGCUAAGGCACAUGGAUGACAGAGACAUGAUUCAAGACAGCUAGCAUGACUUCACCAAGAGCAAGUCCUGCCUGACCAGCCAAAUGGUGUUCUAUGAUGGAGUAACUACAUCAGUGGACAAGGGAAAAGCUGUGGACAUCAUGUAUCUGGACUUCUAUGCAAAAUGAAAACAUCAUGUUCUAAGUGUUUUUUCAACCAAACUUGGAAAUAAAGAAUCUCAGUUUCUGCAGAUCUGUGGGCUAAGGCAUUUACUAUGGCACGUGUUACAGUCAUUCCUGUCAUGCUGAUAUUCAGUUUUUUCCAGCGUAAGAUGCUAUUUUCCACUAGCCUGGCAAGUGGACAACCAGAUGUAGAAGAUGCUCUCAGGUUACUUAAUGUUCUGUGGAUUACCAAGCAUGAGUCGAGUGUUAUUCUGUCCUGGAACAACAACCUGACGAAAGAAGAAACUGAGCAGUACAGUGUGAAGUACAUUUUGAGUUAUAAAUUCUUCAACACCACUCACGAAAGGAAAGAAAGACUUCAGGAGAAGAAAAAGAUAAUACGUCUUAAUUUACAUUCUGGUUUUAAUGCUAAAGUUAAAACACAACUUUUUGCAAAAGAAACAGAAAACGUAAUUAAGGAGAGUGGCUGGACAAAAUUUACUUACAAGGCACCUCCAGUAUAUAUUCAAAAUCUCUCAUGCAUCAUAUAUAACAUUUCUUUUUUCAAUUGUACCUGGUAUAUUAAAGCAGAAGCUCCUGAAGAUAUCCAGAUCUUUUUUUCAUAUAGACAUGUAGGAAAAGAUUUUGAAUGCCAGCAAUAUAUAAAAAGUACAGGAAAUGAAAACAUUGGAUGCCAUAUGAAAGAAAUAUUUUUCCAACCAUCAAGAAAGAUCAAUUUAAACGUAACUGUAAGACAUCUAAGAAAUAACUCAAGAAGACUGUCUUACUACAAAGCUUUUAUACCUCAGACAAUAGAGAAACUGAACCCACCAAUGAAUGUCUCUUUUUCCCUUGAAAAUGGAAGUGUUAAAAUUCACUGGAAACCCCCACCUACUAUUGGUUCUGCAAGUAGCAAGUGCUUUUUGUAUCAAGUGAAAAUAACAGAUAGAAAGAUUGUAGAUGUCACUGCAGAGAAAUAUGAGUAUCCACUUCAUAAGCCGGCGAAAAAAUGUGCGGCACAAGUGAGGGUAAAGAAAGAGGUGUGCAUAAGGAACAAGAUUUGGAGUGAAUGGAGUGAGCCAGUAUUUAUUUAUGAUGAAAAAACAGUGGAUAUCAUGCUGCUAUGCCUCACAUCAUUUUGUCCUCUCAUUUUCCUUGGAGGUCUGCUGAUAUUUAUAUAUAUAAGGCAUAGAUGCCUGGAGGUUAUAACCAUGCCUGUUCCACAUCCUUCAGAUAAUAUCAGAACUUGGUUAGCUGCAAAUGAAGCCAGCCACCAGAAACAGCCGUCAAUGCAAAAGGCGAUGCACUCAGAAGUUAUCAUGGAAAUACUAGAAGAGAACAGGGAUGAGAACAUUCAACAGCAGAGAUGUUUGAAGCUGCCUGCAUUAGAUGACCUGUAGGGACAAUACAUUUUUUUUAUCUGCGUGCAAGAGUUACCUUUCUGUGAAGUGGACAAUAUUCUGACAGACUGUAGAACAGCUGAUACUGGAGUUUGUCUGAGUGCAAUAAUUUUAAAUAUUUUGAGUUUUGUCAUUGUGCAAGUCUUAAAAUGAGCUUUGGAUCACAAAGGCAAAGCUUUACCUUGCAGUUUGUCUUUAACUGCUACAGAUCUUCAACCAGAAAAAGAAGUCGUCUGUGAAGAUGUGGUGGACUUGUUCCUUUGAUGUUAGUAAAACAAGAAAACUUGGGACAACACAAAGAAAACAAAGCUUUCAGCUGUACUGUGGCUGUCUAAAUAAGUAUAACUCAGAGAAGUUAAAGUUCAUAACUGACCACUAUUGCUAUUUAUUUUCCCCUGCCUUCUAUCCUUUUAAAAAACUUUUCUUUCCAUUUUCCUGAAGUGGUGAGCCAUGCCAGUUCAUUUUGCAGUACACAAACAGGGCAAAAUAUUUUAACUCUUAGUUGAGCUAGUAUUUAUUUAACUACAAGAGAAGGAAUAUAGGGCCUUGAUUUUGAAAAGACAACUUCUCUGUAGACUUUUAUUGUAGGCAGAAAAUAUAUAUAUCUAAUUUUCUGGAAGAUUUGGAAGCUACCUAGAAAGUUCUUGUUUUCAUUUCUGGUAAAAUUUUCAUGCUUACAAUAAUAUUAGUUAAUGAAAUAUUUAAUUACACCUGAUGUUACAACAUCUUUUGCAUUAUUAUAUUACUGUAGGGGACAAUAUAAAACUUUUGUUUGUGCUUUUUUGAAAUAUUCAGUUUAUAAUAUAUUUUUCUGUGCCGAGUUUUGGUUCACUUGAAUAAGCUUUUUUUUGAUAAAAUUUCUCCCUCACCAUGGUGGGUAUGACUAAGAAUAGCUAGUAGCAUCUCAAAAGGCGAAGCCGGAAAUGCCUGAAUGACAAAAGAACUAUUAUUGACUUUACUUGCCAUAAUCAAAUUCACGACCUCAGGAAAAAACAAUCAACUUUACUAGGCAGUGUUACCUUUCCUAUUGCAUUUUAUUUUUGACAGAAGGUUUGGAUGGCCUUACCUUUGAAUAUCAGUGCUCUUCCCCUUGUACUCCUCAGCCUGAUGACUAUGCAGAAUCUUCAGGAAGAAGGCAAAGGGUAGAUAUCAGGUACUGAAUCAUGUUUCAGUAAUGACAACUCCUGUAAUAUCUCCUUCUCUGUCUUGAGUGCAGAUGGGAAAACCAGCAAUCAACAUACUCAUUUUUCUCUUGGAUGCUCAGACACUGACUCUAUGUUUAUCCCAUCAACAGUGGUCCAGACAUGUUUUCUCAAUCCGGGAAGAAGAAUUACUACUUCAGUUAAAAAUCUUUACAGGAGGCAUUUAGAAAACAAGUGUCAUGAACUUGCAGACUCCUUUCUUGGUAAGGUUGCAGAAGCGUUAUGAUGAAAGAAUCAGAACAUAUGUGAGCUAAAGGGGUAGAGAUGCACCACACAUUGGCCAAACACAUCUGGAAAGCAGACUUCAUAUGGUGAAAUCAGGUCCCAAUAAGUAUUAUACCUUUCAUUAAAAUAUAUUUGAUAUACACAUAUUUUAUACGGUUUUGACUUGCAGCAUUUGAAGCUCACAAACAGUGACAGGAUUUAAAAGAAGACAGAGAACCUAUAGAUUAAAGUAAUUCUACUA
This is a messenger RNA of Cuculus canorus (common cuckoo), 5048 nucleotides long. RefSeq names its product interleukin-5 receptor subunit alpha-like. Lineage: Eukaryota; Metazoa; Chordata; Aves; Cuculiformes; Cuculidae. The transcript is spliced from 11 exons. The coding region runs from base 2094 to 3380 and encodes 428 amino acids. Gene Ontology annotation, biological process: cytokine-mediated signaling pathway. Gene Ontology annotation, molecular function: protein binding; cytokine receptor activity. Gene Ontology annotation, cellular component: external side of plasma membrane. The record is from RefSeq and is a predicted model, not a curated record.